This is a messenger RNA of Penicilliopsis zonata CBS 506.65, 2247 nucleotides long. RefSeq lists its product as hypothetical. Bases 1 to 2247 code for a protein of 748 amino acids. NCBI's taxonomy places the organism in Eukaryota, Fungi, Ascomycota, Eurotiomycetes, Eurotiales, Aspergillaceae. Gene Ontology annotation, cellular component: plasma membrane. The record is from RefSeq and is a predicted model, not a curated record. The transcript has 2 exons. Gene Ontology annotation, molecular function: transmembrane transporter activity. Gene Ontology annotation, biological process: transmembrane transport.
AUGUUCUCUGAAUAUGCGUCUCGGUUCCUGGCACAAUCUCAAUCCCGCCUGGCUCUCCCUUCAGAAGAGCAUUUCCGGAGUGGCCAAACUCGAUCGAAUAGAGGCCAAGGGAACUUUCGAAAUGGACCUUCGCGAUCCUACUUCCAAAGGACGAUAGGCGACCCGUACCAGAACGCAGCAUCCCAAAUCUCCAACAAUCCAUUUGCCUCGCGUAUAUCAGCGCAGCCUGCUCCGUUGUUCUACAGUGCUACAGACGAAUUCCGGGAGGAAGAUGACGAAACAGAGCGUGAACGGGAGAUCGCGGAUUUCUAUGCUCUGCAGAGGUCAAGGAGACAUUUCGGAGGUAGCCAGCUAGAAGAAUCCUCAGAGGUUGAAGAUGACCGGGGCGGUUUUGUGCCUUCUGGAUCUCAAAUGUUUCACGAUAAGGGAAUCGAAGAAGGGAAGGGCAUCAGAAGUUCCUGGAGAGGUGAUACAGCCACCCAUCGGACUCGAGAUGCCAGGAUACCGCCCAUCUCAGAAACAAGCUCGAAUGGUGAUGAGACACACCUCCAGCAAAGAGAUAUCGGCAGAUAUAGCGGACAACUAAUCGAGGUUGGCCUUAAGGAUUCUUAUCGCAGCGAUGACACAGAUAUCCAGAGGGCAGACUCACCGGGUUUUAGCGAAACCAACCCACCCUCAGUGCAGCGACUUCGCGAUCCACCGAUAAUCCUUGAGGAACAUCACUCAACAGAAAGCUCAUUAUCUCACCCCGAAGGCGAUGAGCAAACGCUAUUUAGAAAUCUUCCGUUAGGGAGUUCCCAAGGCUCAUCCUCAUUAAACAUGAUGACAAGGCCUGACCCACCGGCUCACGAUGCUUUUUGGAGUCAUUUGUUCUUCAUAGCCUUAGCUGGACUCUUUGCCAGCUCAUUUUUGGUCUACCUAAAUACGUCCACGCCUUCUCAAGACAAGUCAAGAUGGGGCGAUACAGUGUAUAUGACACUUCACAAAUCUUUCUUUCUCCUCGGCAUCUAUACACUGGUUUCGAUCAUCUUAUCGCUUCUGUGGCUCACAUUACUACGAUUCUAUGCACGCCCUUUAGUUUAUGCGAUGAUUAUCUCAGUGCCGGUCAUUUUGUAUUCAUUUUCCCUCUACCCUUUCAUCUCAAGCUUCAAAGGCUCUUGGCAUGGAUCAAGCAUUCAAGAUCGAGUGAUGCGAUUAGCAUCUGCCGUGCCAUUUGUUAUGGCUAGCCUGUGGAUAAUUAAUACUAUCCGUGGCCGCCAUGCUAUCGGCAAAGCCGUCGGUAUCCUCCAAUUCUCUUGCCGAAUACUUGCGGCAAACCCGGAGCUUCUCACCUUUAGUUUAGCGACACUUGUGAGCAUUGUAGCAUGGACCUGGGUAUGGUUGCUCAUGUUCACCCGGGUCUUUUUAGGGGGACAUAUGGCCAGCUCAGCCUCGUUUGUCAUCAAUCGUGGAAGCUGGUUGUUGGGUACUUAUUUCAUCCUCAUUUACAUGUGGUCCUUGGGGAUCAUUGCUGGUAUACAGCGCGCUGUGACUGCUGCAGCAGUUAGCCAGUGGUACUUUCAUCGUUUCGUUAAACCAGCACCUACAUCUCGUCAAAUAGUGAGAGCUGCUAUUGUCCAUGCUGUUACGACUCUAUUUGGCACAAUCUGCCUUUCUCGGCUGCUGGGUUUGCUGGUCAGGCUACCCUUACUACUACUUCCCAGCCGCACUUCUUCUGCUAUUGGUUUAUUUUUCUACUCCUUCGUACCAACCCCCAUCGCCGUUUUAACAAAUCCUCUUACACUUACAUAUGCUGCCAUUCAUUCGCAGUCUCUCAGUGUCUCUGCACGUGGCAUUUCACAGAUGACAAUCCUAGCGCCUUCAAUCGACACGAUAUCACUCAACCCACGGUCAUUCUCUCGACAACGUGACAGUGUUUCAUCGCUAUAUUCUUAUCGACUCUCAAAGCUUCUUCUUCAUGCAACUCGAUUGAUGAUGUCGCUAGCACUCGGCUUUGGUGGCUGGGUCACCACUGCUCGAAAUUUGAAUUCUUCCGUUGUCAACGGAGUCACCAUUCGUGGCAGCCUUUAUGCUUACAUUGUCGGUCUAAUCGCGGGAGCGAUUGGUUGGAGUGUAUUAGGUGCAAUGGAAAGCGUGAUUGCGGACAUUGUGGACGCUUCUGUUAUCUGCUGGAGCAGUGACAUUGGAUCAUAUGGCGGCGAAGCAAGGUAUUGCCGAGAAGCGGGGUUACUCUUCAGUGAAGAGUGA